Scatophagus argus is the source of this 738-nucleotide messenger RNA. Its product is annotated as mesoderm posterior protein 1-like. Gene Ontology annotation, molecular function: protein dimerization activity; RNA polymerase II cis-regulatory region sequence-specific DNA binding; DNA-binding transcription factor activity, RNA polymerase II-specific. The coding region runs from base 1 to 738 and encodes 245 amino acids. The transcript has a single exon. NCBI's taxonomy places the organism in Eukaryota, Metazoa, Chordata, Actinopteri, Scatophagidae. Gene Ontology annotation, biological process: somite rostral/caudal axis specification; heart morphogenesis; mesoderm formation. Gene Ontology annotation, cellular component: nucleus. The record is from RefSeq and is a predicted model, not a curated record.
AUGGAUACCUCCUCGGUCCCUCUGCUCAACUACGGCCUGCAGUACCAGUGGUGCUCCGACUCGGAUCUCUCUAGUAUCUCUUCUCCAGAAACCCUCUCUCCUGUACCAUCUAUGGACUCCAGCCUCUCUCCUUCCUACCAACAGCUGCCACAGUCGACUCCUAAGGCAGCUAAAACAGGAUAUUCCCAGACCCUCAAAUCCUCACCUUGCUCCCUGUCUGGACGUGGCCGGAAGACGGGCCGAGCCACCCGGAUCCGCAGCAAGCAGAGGGAGAGCGCCAGCGAGAAGGAGAAGCUUAGGAUGAGGGAUCUGACCAAGGCUCUGCAUCACCUCAGGUCCUACCUCCCGCCCUCGGUGGCCCCCGCUGGACAGACUUUGACAAAAAUUGAGACCCUUCGCCUCACCAUCCGCUACAUCUCCUACCUGUCGGCACAGCUGGGCCUCAGCGAGGAGGUGCUGUUUCAGAGGAGGGAACAAGGAGACGCAUCGGUCAGUGACACCUCCUCACCUGACAUCCUCAGCUACUUCCAGCAUGACUCCCUGGUAGGCCAGGAGGCCCAGCUGCAGAACCAGAGCCUGAACCAGGGCCUGUACUCAGCCCACAGCCAGAGCACCAUGCUGCAUUCUGGGAGCUGUAGUUUUGGAAUGGAUCAGUACAUGGAAGCUCCUCAGAGUGACAUGAGCUUGAAUACAAUCCUGCAGUCACCUCCAGCAACAAAGCCCUCCUGUCAGGUAUGA